AUCAAAUACACCUACACAUGGUAACUUCAAAAUUUCAUGGUUUAAAUAUUUCUAAAUACGGGGUUUCUAUCAUUCAGUCCAGGUAGAAGCUGCAAGACAGCAAGGAUGUUGAUAUCGGAGCUUUAUUUAGUAGUGAUAUUUGGAAUUAUAGCGUGUACAGGGAGUCCGACACCACGUGCAGACAGUACAAGCUGUUACACGUGCCAUAACCAUCCCCUGCACGAGCCUUGCAAUCAUACACAAGUUUGCUCACCUAAACAGGGUGUGUGCAUUACACAAGUUUCAUUUACAGAGGAUGAUACAUGGGUAACUAGAGCUUGUGCUAGAAUUACGUUAUGCGCCAACUCCGAAGAAAACAACGCUGACGAAUGUUAUUGGGAAGACCCGCUGUCUUAUGGUUUCGAGGGGAAAUGUUCGUUUUGCUGUAGCGGUGACAAUUGUAACUACAACCAUCUACCUGAAAAUCUAGCAACAAAAUUGCAAGACGACAACGAUGACGAAGGUUAUAAAAACCCACCGCCACCACCUAAACCUGGCGGCCGAACACCAGGUGGAACUACAAAGCCUAAACAUGGCGGCCGUACACCAGGUGGAACUACAAAGCCUAAACAUGGCGGCCGUACACCAGGUGGAACCACAAAACCUAAACAUGGCGGUCCUAAACCAGGUGGAACAACCAAACCUAAGCCAGGUGGAACCACAAAGCCUAAACCCGGCGGUUCUAAACCAGGUGGGACCACAAAACCUAGGCCAGGUGGAACCACAAAGCCUAGGCCAGGUGGAACCACAAAGCCUAGGCCAGGCGGAACCACAAAGCCUAAACCCGGCGGUUCAAAACCAGGCGGAAAUACAGGACCUAAACGCACAAAUCCACCCAGAACUAAUCCACCGAAAACCCAACCUCCACGAACGCAACCACCGAAAACCCAACCUCCACCAACGCAACCUCCAAAGACCCAACCUCCACAAACGCAACCACCGCAGACGCAACCUCCCCAAACGCAACCACCAAGGACAAACGGCCCUACGCGACAUCCUGGCGGACAAAGUCAUUCCGGUGGCCACAGUCAUGGUGCUGGUGGUGGCUCACAUGGCAGCGGGGGUUCUGGAAACAAUCACGGUCAUAGUGGGGGCAAUAGUGGGCAAGGUGGACCGUGUCAUACACACGCUGGACAAGGUUGCUGCAUGAAUCAUGGCGGUAUGUCAUAUGACAUAGAUGUCAAGAUACAUAUUGGCAGAGGUCAGUCCGGUGGUAAAUAUUCUGCUCAUAGCGGAAGUGGGACACAGCAGAAUCAGAACAAUUCCAAUUCCACUGUCAUGCCAUUGACGUCAUCAACAGCACCACCAGCGACUGCUACAAGUACCCAAAAACCAACAACAAAAACAGCCGCGCCUACCAGCACAGCCGCGCAUACCAGCACAGCCGCGCCUACUAGCACAGCCGCGCCUACUAGUAGCACCCCUGUUCCAACAUCACUAACUUCCACACUUCCACCAAUCACGGCAACAAGCAAAAUCACCCCCAAGAAAUUAACAGUUCAUCAGACGACAAUGACACCGUCAACUUCCACAAGCACCACAAAUCUGCCUCCACCCAGCGCCACAUCAUCCGGGGCUCCUCCUGUCUCUUCUACUAAAUCGGGAUUUACUCUCGCACCCAGAACUCAACCCCCGACAACAAAACCUACUACAACGACUACGGCAACCACCACCACGCCAACAACAACAACAACAACAACCACGCCAACAACAACAACAACCACGCCUACAACAACAACUACUCAUUCAACUACUAAAACAAUAACGACUCCAGUCAGCACAAUGCCGACGACGACUGACCCACCAUAUAUUUGCUAUGUCUGCAAAGAUCCCCAAUGUUCUAAACAAGAGUUGAAUAUAUGUGCGAAGGAUUCUCAGUUCUGUAUGACAACAGUAACGCAGCUUGCUGAUGGUACCAGGGUCUUCAACAAGGGGUGCGUGAAAGAAACACAAUGUGAAAGUCAAUGGUGGCAGAAAACUGCCGGAAGUUCCGAAUGUAUGUCCGGUAUAAUUGACGACAGUCCAUCCGGUCCCCCUAACAUGCCGAUGAAGUGUAGUUACUGUUGUAAAGAUACACUGUGCAAUGAAUACGUAAAACCCAAAAGUCCAUCAUCCUACUAUAUUGGAAAAGCUCUUCCUAAAGUUUCCGGUCGGUAAAGCAUGCGCAUGCGUGUAACGACAUUGUGUUACGUGUUGAAUUUUGAAAAGUGAUAUACAAUAUAAUCUGCUUACUCCCGAGAGAAUAGAAGUAAUCUCCGUAAAAAAUGAGUAUGAUAUAAGUCACUUUAUUAGAAAUGUACACCAUCAGACUUUUAUUUGACCUAGUUGACCUUGUUAAGAUAUCACGAAAUGAAAUAUUGUUGAAAUUAUGAUAAUUAUAGGUCGUAUUAACGAAUUCCUUUCUCUGUGUUAUUCAGAAUACCAGCUCAGGUCUAUAUUUCUAUAUAUAAUCU
Molecule: messenger RNA, 2492 nt
Organism: Ruditapes philippinarum (Manila clam)
Lineage: Eukaryota; Metazoa; Mollusca; Bivalvia; Venerida; Veneridae
Product: mucin-2-like
Exons: 8
Coding region: 106-2196 (696 amino acids)
Source: RefSeq, a predicted model, not a curated record